Molecule: messenger RNA, 2682 nt
Organism: Pediculus humanus corporis (human body louse)
Lineage: Eukaryota; Metazoa; Arthropoda; Insecta; Psocodea; Pediculidae
Product: Type II inositol-1,4,5-trisphosphate 5-phosphatase precursor, putative
Exons: 13
Coding region: 1-2682 (893 amino acids)
Biological process (GO): signal transduction; phosphatidylinositol dephosphorylation
Cellular component (GO): membrane
Molecular function (GO): phosphatidylinositol-4,5-bisphosphate 5-phosphatase activity; inositol phosphate phosphatase activity
Source: RefSeq, a predicted model, not a curated record
AUGGAUGUCAUACUUGCUCGGCAUCGUGAAAUAAAUGUAACGAAUAAUACAAUACCAGAUCAACACGUUAAUAAACUAUAUGAAAAAAUAUCAACUGAUUUAUUACGUACUCAUAAUGGUAAUUUAAGUGAUGAUACAAAUUCUUAUUGUGUUUUAUCGUUAGUUGAAAAAAACAUACAGGGAUCAGCAGAACAUGCAUUAUUUAUUUUUAAAUCUUCUACAAGCUCACCAGUGUCAUUUUUAGAUUUAACUUGUAAAUAUAUCAUUCCAGUCGAUGAGAAUUUUAUUUGUGACUUCAGCACGCCUCUGAAAACUGCAAAUGAUGGAGUUAAUCUCUUUAUUCACAUAACAGGAAGACAUAAUACAAAUAUAAAAUGCAAAACUUCAGAAUGUGAACAAACUAGUAAUUUUAUAAGCGAGAUUUUCAGAUUAAUCGAAGUGUCUGCCAAAAAUAAAAACAAUUGUGAUUUUUCUUGGAUCACACCUUUUUUAACAUCAUAUCCUCCUGAAAUGGAAACCGGUCGAAGUCGAGAAGUCGAUUUGGAACAAUCUUUUUUAGAUUCAUCAGACAUGGCAAUACAAAGGCAAAAUAUUGCCAAAGGAGGACAAUCAUCAAUAUCGGCAAGAGAGCAAAUAAUAAAACAUUACAUGACCCUCAAAGCCAACGAGUACACAUACACUCAAAAUGUCAAAAUAUUUAUAGGUACCUGGAAUGUAAAUGGACAACCAGCAGCAGUGAGUUUAUCAGAUUGGUUGACGACGACAAAUCCCGAAUAUCCCGACGUACCUGAUAUUUAUGCUGUCGGAUUCCAAGAAUUAGAUUUAUCCAAGGAAGCUUUUUUAUUUAAUGAAACUCCAAGAGAAGGAGAAUGGUUAGAAGCCGUAUCGAACGCUUUACAAAAUCAUAAAUCGGUUACUUAUCAUAAAAUAUGUCUAGUCCGUUUAGUUGGAAUGAUGUUGAUAGUUUUUGUACAAGAUAAACAUAUAGAUCAUGUUAGGAACGUGGUAUCGGACACGGUGGGAACGGGAAUCAUGGGAAAAAUGGGGAAUAAAGGGGGUAUAGGAGUGAGAUUUGAUUUUUACGCUACGUCAAUGUGUUUCGUUAAUUCUCAUUUGGCUGCUCACGUGGAAGAAUACGAGAGGAGAAAUCAAGAUUUUAAAGAUAUUACGUCACGAAUGGGUUUCACAGUACAAAAUUCAAGAUAUGCCAUCAAGGAUCACAAGCAAGUUUAUUGGCUUGGAGAUCUUAAUUAUCGCGUCACUGAAUUGGAUCCGACUGUCGUUAAAGAAUUUUUAAGGUUUAAUAAUUUCCGACCCAUAUUAGAAUACGAUCAAUUAAAUUUACAAAAAAAAUUAAAAAGAGUUUUCGAUGGGUACACCGAGGGUACCAUAAAUUUUAGACCGACUUAUAAAUACGAUACGGGAACUGAUAAUUGGGAUUCGAGCGAAAAAAAUAGAGCUCCGGCUUGGUGCGAUAGAAUAUUAUGGAAAGGUGAAGGAGUUCAACAGCUCGUUUAUAAAAGUCAUCCUGCUUUGAAAAUAAGCGAUCAUAAACCAGUGAGCUCUUUGUUCGAUUCGAAGGUUCACAUAAUAGACGAGGGUAAACAACGUAAGACUCACGAGGAAGUCAUCAAAUGCCUUGAUAAAAUGGAAAAUGAAUUUUUACCGCAAGUAACCGUCGACAGUAACGAAAUCAUUUACGACACCGUACGUUAUUUGGAACCCGUUACCAAAGAAUUAAUUAUAGCAAAUAACGGACAAGUACCCGCGCAAUUUGCUUUCAUUAAAAAAUUAAACGAAACGUCUUUUUGCAAAGAAUGGUUGAGAAUCGAACCUUAUCAAAGUCUCAUAGCUCCAGGUCAGAAAUGCGACGUGCGACUCGAAAUACUCGUUGAUAAAAAAUCCGCUUGCAAAUUGAAUUCCGGGGAAGAUAAAUUAUACGACAUAUUGAUUCUUCAUUUGGAAGGUGGCAAAGACAUAUUCAUAACGGUCACGGGAACGUACGAAAGAUCCUGUUUCGGAAGUUCGAUAGAAACACUCGUGAGAAUAUUCGUUCCCAUAAAAGAAUUGACGGUUGGGAAAUUGAUCGAAUUGGAAAACAACAAAGGACAUACCGCCGGAGGAGGACAAGAGCCGUAUGCGAUUCCGAAAGAGAUUUGGUUUUUGAUCGAUCACCUGUACAGGCACGGAUUAAAACAAUCCCUUUUCGUACAGCCUGGACUUCAAUCGGAAAUAAUACAAAUUCGUAAUUGGUUGGAUUACGGUUCGAGCGAUCCCAUACCCGGAUCGGUUCAUUCUGUUGCGGAAGCUCUUCUCCUACUGUUGGAAUCCACAUCGGAACCUUUGAUACCGUAUAACUUACACAACAUUUGCAUAAGUUGUUCGAAUAAUUACACGGAAUGUAGACAGUUGAUAAUGCAACUUCCGGAAUAUAGGAAAAACGUGUUUUUGUACCUGUGCACGUUCCUACACGAAUUGCUCUCUCAUUCGAACGUUAACGAAUUGGACACGAGAUUAUUAGCCACCGUUUUCGGUAGGAUUUUUCUAAGAGAUCCUCCGGGUCGUCGCUAUCCUGAAACCGUCAAAGAUCGAAGCGUCCAACAGGAAUUGGAUAAGAAAAAAUCAAAUUUCGUACAUCAUUUUCUGAUAAACGAUCAAAGCGAUUUCAUAUUCACUCGUUGA